AUGGUGAUGUUUUUGUUUUGUAGGACAACUAAAGGUAAUGGUGCUCUACCAGCUGCUGCCGGUAGCAGUUCAAAACAACUUACUAGGCUGCAAGCUGAUGCUGAAGAACUUACCGAUAUAAUGAGACAAAAUGUUGAUAAGAUAUUAGACCGUGAAAAAGAUUUGCAAGGUCUUGUGCGUGAUGCUGAAAAAUUAGGAGAUGAUGCAGCUCAAUUUCAACAAAAUACAGAGAAAUUACAAGAUAAACAGUGGUGGAAGAAUUUUAAAAUGUGGAUUAUUUUGAUUAUUGUUAUUAUCAUUUUAAUCAUUGUUAUUGUUGUUGCUAUUACUCAAUCGGUUAAAAGCAAUAAAAAUCGAAAAUAA
Molecule: messenger RNA, 363 nt
Organism: Rotaria sp. Silwood2
Lineage: Eukaryota; Metazoa; Rotifera; Eurotatoria; Philodinida; Philodinidae
Source: the annotation of a GenBank genome assembly